UUGGGUGGUUCAGUGCGCUUGAACCUUCUUGCUGGCCGUGCGUUUGCACCCCGCGCCUGCAGUUCCUCCACGUCGCGGGUUCGAGGUCUGGGUCUGUGCGUAGGGUGUGUGCCCUUCCUGGCCGAGACGCGAUGCUGCUCGACAAGGUGAAGGCGUUCGCUGUGCAGCUGGAGGGUGCGGCGGCGGGCGCGGAGCCCGUGUUCAGCGGCGGCCAGUGCUUGGCGGGCCGGGUGCUGCUGGAGCUGGCGAGCGCGGUGCGCGUGGGCUCCCUGCGGCUGCGGGCGCUGGGUCGCGCGCACGUGCACUGGACCGAGUCCCGCAGCACCGGCUCGAGCACCGCGUACACACAGAGCUACAGCGAGCGCGUGGACUUCGUGAGCCACCGCGCUUCCCUGCUGGGCUCAGACACCGGCGAGCCCACAACCCUGCCUGCCGGGCGCCACGAGUUCCCGUUCAGCUUCCAGCUGCCCCUGACCCUGGUGACAUCUUUUGAGGGCAAGCACGGCAGUGUCCGCUACUCUGUCAAGGCCACUCUGCGCAGGCCCUGGCUCCCUGCACGCCGCACCAGGACCGUGUUCACUGUCAUCGAGAGCCUAGACAUCAACACCCCCGAGCUGCUGGCCCCCCAAGCAGGAGCCCGGGAGAAGGUCGCUCGCUCCUGGUACUGUAACCGAGGCCUGGUGUCGCUUUCUGCCAAGAUCGACCGCAAAGGCUACACCCCAGGAGAGGCGAUCCCCAUCUUUGCUGAGGUUGACAACAGCUGUACGCGUCCUGUGCGGCCCCGAGCAGCACUGGUACAGACGCAGACAUUCAUGGCCCGGGGCACCCGGAAGCAGAAGUGCCUGGUGGUGGCCAGCCUGGCCGGAGAGCCGGUGGCCCCGGGGCGGCGCACGCUGUGGCAGGGCCGCGCACUGUGCAUCCCCCCGGUGGGGCCGUCCAUCCUGCACUGCCGCGUCCUGCGUGUGGACUACUCGCUCAAGGUGUGUGUGGACAUACCGGGCUCCUCGAAGCUACUCCUGGAGCUGCCCCUGGUCAUCGGCACCAUCCCCUUGCACCCCUUUGGCAGCCGCUCCUCCAGCGUGGGCAGCCAGGCCAGCUUCCUGCUGGACUGGGGGCUGGGCACCCUGCCGGAGCAGCCAGAAGCCCCUCCUGAGUACGCAGACGUGGUGACAGAGGAGGAGGCAGCCGUGGCCACCAUCCAGAGCUCCUUCCCAUUACUGUGUGACGCCCUCACCAGCCUCGAAGGCCCCUACUUCACUUACCUACAGGAGUGCCGCUUCCAUCCACCACCCCUGUAUUCGGAGGAGGAUCCAAACCCAACUUCGAGGCCUCGCUGCAUGACCUGCUGAGUGGCAAGCAGACCCUCGGAAUGAGGUUGCACAUGACUUUCUAGCCACUGUGGCCAUGGAGGACACCCAGGCCAAGGGCCAGCAAGCCUGACUCCUUGAAACCAGGGAAACUGAGUCUCAGAGCAAAGAAGACAAUGCUGAUCCAGUGUCACCAUCGCAAAGGUCUAAAGGAGACCCCAGAAGGAGCCUGACGCAUGGCGGAAUCAGUGGCCCAGUGGGGCAACUGGGAAAUGUGGGCCUGAGGUUGCAGGCAGUGCUGGGGCCCAGCCUGAGGCAGACAAAGCCAGAUGUAAACACUCGAGAACCAGAAGGAGGGAUCUGGGCAAGUCCCAUGGGGAAGCGGAGAAGGCUUCUUGGCGGACAUUUGACCUGGGGUAUUGCCGUAUGAAUAGGAAAGAGCUCAGUGUCAGAUGAGGAGGAAGAACAGUGAGAGAAGGGUUUGGAGGCCACCCCUUUAUCUCAGAAUCUGGGGCCUUAAGUGCAGGGAUUCCAGCCAAGGCCACACUGUGAGCUUGGAUGGACAGGGGACAGGGAAUUCCAGAAACCGGCACAGUGGAACAGUGGGGGCAGCUGGCUGCCCCACCCUGAGUGCCCUCCCUGCCUGGGGCUGGGUCCGAGGAAGCUGGGCACCCUCGCACACCGACCAUCCAUCCACCCCUUUGGUACAGUUAUGUUUUUAAAACAAUAAAAGUGUGGACCACGA
Messenger RNA from Octodon degus (degu), 2052 nucleotides. It is a transcript of the gene Arrdc2, whose product is annotated as arrestin domain containing 2. Lineage: Eukaryota; Metazoa; Chordata; Mammalia; Rodentia; Octodontidae. The record is from RefSeq and is a predicted model, not a curated record. The transcript is spliced from 8 exons. Bases 132 to 1349 code for a protein of 405 amino acids. Gene Ontology annotation, biological process: protein transport. Gene Ontology annotation, cellular component: cytoplasm; plasma membrane.